Falco peregrinus (peregrine falcon) is the source of this 2204-nucleotide messenger RNA. It is a transcript of the gene CCNE1, whose product is annotated as cyclin E1. Gene Ontology annotation, molecular function: cyclin-dependent protein serine/threonine kinase regulator activity. The transcript is spliced from 11 exons. NCBI's taxonomy places the organism in Eukaryota, Metazoa, Chordata, Aves, Falconiformes, Falconidae. Bases 450 to 1673 code for a protein of 407 amino acids. Gene Ontology annotation, biological process: regulation of cyclin-dependent protein serine/threonine kinase activity; G1/S transition of mitotic cell cycle. The record is from RefSeq and is a predicted model, not a curated record. Gene Ontology annotation, cellular component: centrosome; nucleus; cyclin E1-CDK2 complex.
CACGUGUGCGGGCGGGCGGGCGGGAGGCGGCCCCGCGCCGCGCGUUUAAAUGUCCCGCUCGGCGCGGCCCGCGCUGUGCGCAGGGACGGGAGCGGCCGCGCCGUGAGGCAGGAGGCGCCCAGCGGAGCCCGCCCGCACCGCGCUCCCGCCCUGCCCCCGCGCCCUGCUAGCGCCGCCGGGCGCCCGCCCGCCCUCACCCCCCCUCGCCGCCGGGAAGGGCCGGGGCGGCCGGCGAGUGCUCGGGCGGGGGCCGGCGGGCACCCGUGCCGCCUCCCGGGGUGCCUGGCCGCGGGGCGGGGGGAGCCGGCGGGCCGGCCCGGGGCUGCGGCCGCCCUUUCCGCGCCGUGCGCCCGCGCCUCCGCCGCCCUUUGUGGGGGCUGGGGCCCGGGCCUGCUCGGCCGCUCCCCGCACGGCGCCGCGCUCGGCUCGGCCCGGCCCAGGCGGGCACCAUGCGCCGGGAGAGCGACUGCGCGGAGGAGAAGGCGCCCGCCAGGGGGGACGGGGGCGCGGAGGGCGCCAUGCGGACCCGCAAGAGGAAAGCUGAUGUGGCCACGUUCUUGCAGGAUCCUGAUGAAGAGGUCGCCAAAAUGGAGAUGACCAGGAAAAAGCAGUAUGAAACCCAGCCAUCCUGGAAUAAUGUUCACAAAAAUGCCCAUAUGCUGAUUCCUACGCCAGAUAAAGAUGAUGAUCCAGUUGGUGUUGAUUACUCUCACUUCAUACAUCUAAGUAUUGUGCCAACUAGAGCUUCACCACUACCAGUUCUAGGCUGGGCAAACAGAGAAGACGUGUGGAAAAACAUGAUAAACAAAGAAGAGACAUACGUGAGGGAUAAACUUUAUAUGCAAAAGCACCCUCUCCUGCAACCUAAAAUGAGAACAAUCCUUCUAGACUGGCUGAUGGAGGUUUGUGAAGUCUACAAGCUUCAUAGAGAAACUUUUUAUUUAGCACAAGAUUUCUUUGAUCGGUUUAUGGCAACACAACAGAAUGUUGUAAAAACACUAUUGCAGCUUAUUGGUAUCUCUUCUUUAUUCAUAGCAGCAAAGCUUGAGGAAAUUUACCCACCAAAGUUGCACCAGUUUGCCUAUGUUACAGAUGGAGCUUGUACAGAAGAUGAAAUCCUCAGUAUGGAAUUGAUUAUUAUGAAGGCUCUUAAUUGGAACUUAAAUCCACUGACUGUUAUAUCGUGGCUGAACAUUUACAUGCAAGUUGCAUAUUUAAAUGAGCUUUAUGAGGUAUUGCUGCCACAAUAUCCACAGCAAAUAUUUGUACAAAUAGCAGAGCUCUUGGAUCUCUGUGUGCUGGAUAUUGGCUGCUUGGAAUAUACAUAUGGAGUACUUGCAGCUUCUGCUUUGUAUCACUUCUCCUCAUCUGAGUUGAUGCAGAAAGUUUCAGGUUAUGAAUGGUGUGAGAUAGAGGAAUGUGUAAAAUGGAUGGUUCCAUUUGCAAUGGCUAUAAGGGAAGUAGGAAGCUCCAAACUCAAACACUUUAGAGGUAUAGCUCCUGAAGACUUGCACAAUAUACAGACGCACAUAAACAGCUUGGAUUUGCUGGACAAAGCUCAAGCAAAACAAGCCAUGUUGGCUGAGCAAAAUAGGACUUCACCUUUCCCAACUGGUGUCCUUACACCACCACAGAGUAGUAAGAAACAGUCUUCUGGACUGAAGCCAAUAUAACUUUAGAAACUGUUGACAGACAGUUUUGCUGAAGUGCCUGUUCUGCUGGUUCUAACUCCUGCUCCAUUAUGGAAAUGCUGCCAGUGAAGUUCAUAAGCUUUUAUGGAAUCUGAAAAGGAAACCUUACUUUUUUCGUGACAGAAGAAUUUUUCUAUUUGAAAUAUUUUUAUUGAACAUUAAAGUAUUUUUAAAGAAAUGGAUCAAGUACACCAGCCACUUAAAAGAACACCGAAGAGUGCUCCAAAUGCUGCUAUGGAGGGUGAUGCUUGAUGUGAUCAACUGUUCAGAAAAAGGGCUUGAAGUUUAGGUUAGUUACUGUGCCUAUUUGUCCUUUGGAUAAUCUGCAGUCAUACUGUCCGCUGUUGACAAAUGGGUAAAGUGUGCUGUGGAAGACAACAUUUCAAAGCCUCUUUUUCAAAUGGUUGGCUUACAACUUGAUGCCUUUUUAAAACCUCUUUAUUGUAAAUGCUGCUAUGUCUCUGUGUAUCCAUUUUUAAUAAAAAUGCUGUCUAAGACAGCUGGUUUUAUGUA